This is a messenger RNA of Lycium ferocissimum, 690 nucleotides long. RefSeq lists its product as uncharacterized. The transcript is spliced from 2 exons. The record is from RefSeq and is a predicted model, not a curated record. Lineage: Eukaryota; Viridiplantae; Streptophyta; Magnoliopsida; Solanales; Solanaceae. Bases 1 to 690 code for a protein of 229 amino acids.
AUGGGCAAGGGCUUUGACAAAUUUAGGGGCAUUCUUCGGCAGCAGGGGUUGGAGAAUUUCUUUAGCGCUAGCUGCUUUGGGCUCUAUUUAGAUUUGCUUGAAGAAACUAGUGCGCGGUUUCAAAUGACAAUGGUGUCUGAGCUUUUGAAGCGUAGGAUUAUUUGUGAUAGAAAGGAUGAGGUUUGGAUCAAUUACUGUGGCAUGCCGGUUUGUUUUGGCAUGAAGGAGUUUGCCAUAGUUACCGGAUUGAGAUGUCAUCCUUGUGAGCCUCUUCCUACUGUUGUAUUAACCAAGCCAGCCUGGACUCCCAAGGCAGCCAAGAAAGCAAAGGGUUCCAAAGCUAAGAAUGAUGUCUCUUUGGUAGACUUAGUGGGAAAGAGCUACAUUCAGAAGAAAUUGUUGGAAGAUUUGGAGUCCAAAACUUUCUCAAAAAAGCACAAGGAGGCACUGUGCUUAGUUUGGUUUGUGCACAGUGUUCUUUGGGCAAGAGACAUAAACAACAACAUACCGCUUGGAUUGAUUAAACUUGCUGAGGACUAUGAUGCCUUCAACAACUAUUCCUGGGGUUUUAAAAGCUUUAGGUUGACUGUUGAAUAUUUGAUGAAGGAAUUGAAGCCAACUGGGAAGACACUUAACCUAUAUGGCUUUCCUUGGGCUUUCAUGCCAUUCCUCACCUCCGGCAUCAAGUGA